AUGCGUCUAGUGUGUCAGUCUGUAGUGGUAGUGCUUAUCGCUUCUCGCUUUCAGUUACCACUGCUGGCUAGCAGAAAUGCGAAAAGGGGAGCUGAGUGCGUAAGUUUUCCCCUGCCAGUAAGUUUUCCCCUGCCUCUCCAUCAGCAAGCCCUAUGUAGUGCCUCCUCGUGGCGACACAUGAGCACUGGAGAGGACACUCCAGCGACGUCGCAAGACAUCGGCACAACGCGCUACUCCAUCGUCUCCCGAGACGGACGGAUGCCGAACCGAAACGAUAUCGCAUUCCUUCCGGUUGGGGUCGGCCUCGGCCUCCCAAUCCUCUUCUUUCGCGUCCUUACGGGGUUCUAUGUUCACUAUCCCAUUCCUGGAGCCAUUAUCUGUACUUUUCCAACCCCGGGUUUGGGUUUCCUGGUCUCUGCCCUUUUUACCGUCUCCCUGAUCCUCGCGCUAUUUUUAGCUACCUCUAGGACCUACGUCAGCCUACGAGGCCCACCGUUCAGGACGUCUCCUCUCAUGUCAUCAUCACGGAUGGCGUCCAUGAAUGCAUCCCCUAACAACGCCUGA
Molecule: messenger RNA, 564 nt
Organism: Acanthosepion pharaonis
Lineage: Eukaryota; Metazoa; Mollusca; Cephalopoda; Sepiida; Sepiidae
Source: the annotation of a GenBank genome assembly